Molecule: messenger RNA, 983 nt
Organism: Lonchura striata (white-rumped munia)
Lineage: Eukaryota; Metazoa; Chordata; Aves; Passeriformes; Estrildidae
Source: RefSeq, a predicted model, not a curated record
AUGCCCGUCUGGACUGCACCUGCACCCAGACAUUUGGUCCUGCUCCCAAGGGAUAUCUUUAUGCCUGCUCCUGUGUUGGCAGACCUGAGGCUGCUGUUUGCAUCUCUAGCAGCAGAUAGAUCAGUUGUGGUGCCUGCUCACACCCUCAUUGUGGAAGCACCUGAGAAGCAAAUCCAAGUGGCAAGAGGAAGAAAUGCUACCCUGCGCUGUAAUUUUAAAACAAACUCAGCUGUUGACAGAGGAGACCUGGUUGUCUGGAAGAAAAUCAAUAGCAAGGUUGACGCGGUGUCACGGUACUUCGACGGGCUGGUGCAGUACGGGGAGGGCUACGACCACCGCAUCCAGUUCAUCGGCGACGUUGACAGCGGGGACAUCAGCAUCACCAUCGGCGCCGUCACCAUGGAGGACAACGGCACCUACGUCUGCAGCGUCCGCCUCCGCGCCGACCCGCCGCGCACCUCCGCGCUCCAGGACCUCUUCGUCCUCGUUGCACCAUCGAAGCCUGAAUGCAAGAUUCUGGGGACACCAGAAUAUGGACAAACAAUCAACCUGACCUGUGCUUCUCACGAGGGCUCCCCAACACCCAGAUACACCUGGAAAAGCUUCAAUAUGCAAAAUGAGCCCCGUUUGCUACCAUACGCAGAAGGGCAACAAAUAACUCUGAAGAACAUCUCAGCAGACACCUCUGGCUUUUACAUCUGCACUGCAACAAAUGUUGUGGGAACGGAGUUUUGCAACAUGACAGUCAGCGUUGUGCCACCAUCCAUGAACAUAGCUCUGUAUGCUGGCAUCAUUGGGGGAGUUGUUGCUGCCAUUGUGGUGAUUGGGAUCAUUGCCUAUUGCUGCUGCUGCCGGGAAAGCAAGGACACCGACUAUGAGAUGACGGUGCAAGAAGACAGAAAUGAACCCUCCAGGCAGAUGCCAACAAGGCAUGAGAGCAUAGGGGAGGAUGUGGAAAAUGCAUGAAUGAAGAAACCACUGUG